Messenger RNA from Lolium perenne, 1209 nucleotides. Its product is annotated as ATP-dependent zinc metalloprotease FTSH 4, mitochondrial-like. NCBI's taxonomy places the organism in Eukaryota, Viridiplantae, Streptophyta, Magnoliopsida, Poales, Poaceae. Gene Ontology annotation, molecular function: ATP hydrolysis activity; ATP-dependent peptidase activity; ATP binding. Gene Ontology annotation, cellular component: chloroplast. The record is from RefSeq and is a predicted model, not a curated record. Gene Ontology annotation, biological process: protein import into chloroplast stroma; proteolysis.
AUGAAGCCACAAGAGUACAGCAGUGUUCUGUUUCCCUCAACUAAAUAUCUGUGUGUGCUUGUGUCACAGGCUGCGACGACACAGCAGGCAAACGACGUGGUUACGGAGGAGUGUGCUGCGGCCGCCUCAUUUCCUUCUUCCAGAGCACCUGCGGCGGAUGCAAAUACUACAAACGCAGGAGGUGGUGUCCAUAUAAACCAACAAGGCUGGUACGGGUCAGGCUUCGUUGGCCAACUUUGGAACCAUCUUUGGCGUGCCUUUGAUGGUUCGACGAAAGAGGUGAAGGAUUCAACCACAAAGUUUAGUGAUGUCAAGGGGAUCGAUGGAGCUAAAGCCGAGUUCGAGGACAUAAUCCAGUACAUGCGUGACCCUAAGCGUUUCACACGCCUCGGCUGCAAGCUCCCGAGAGGUGUUCUGAUAGUAGGCGCACCUGGCAAUGGGAAAACAAUGUUGGCAAGGGCUCUGGCCAGGGUAGUCGGCGUCCCAUUCUUCGCCUGCAGCGGCAGCGAAUUUGAGAGGGAUUACGUUGGUGCUAGGGCUAAAAGAGUGAGAGAGCUCUUCAGUGCAGCAAGGAAACGAUCUCCCUGCAUAAUAUUCAUCGAUGGAAUUGAUGUCAUUGCUGGGAGCAGAAACAUAAAUGAGCCAACAGGGCAGAGGCACACCCUGAACCAGCUGCUCACCGAGCUAGAUGGCUUCAAGCAGAACGAUGGGGUCAUGGUGGUUGCAGCGACCAACUCCCUCGAUUCACUAGAUGACGCCCUGGUUAGGUCUGGGCGUUUUGACCGUCACAUUAAGAUUCCUUACCCAGAUGUUGAGGGCCGUAGGCAGAUCCUUGAGGCUCAUAUGUCGAAGGUCUUGAAAGCCAAUGAUGUGGAUCUUAAGACCACUGCAAAGGGGACUCGUGGGUUCUCAGGUGCAGACCUCGCAAACCUGGUGAACUAUGCCGCUCUCAAGGCAGUCGGCAGGACAUGAUGGACAGGACAGGAGGUGUUGCUGGAGAUUUAGCUCAAGAAGAAAGGAUUUGGUCGAAAUUUUCGUUGCUCGGACACCAACACCAAACCUCUAGUUCGCGUACGUUGUAAUGUAACCACGCCCGCGAGUUAACUGCAUCGAUCGAUCGAUCAGACGUGAUGUGUGUUUCUAGGACUCUGAUCUUGUAUAUGCAUAGGGACGAAGAGUAGCAGCAAUCAAUUUCUUUAACAUGGCAAG